UUAAAAAUGCAUUCAAUUGCAUUUCGAAUAUUAGCGGAGGAUUUGGCUCAAGAACAUGAGCAAGAAAUUUUGAAACAGAGGAUCAAUCGGAGAAACUUGAGAGACGCAGCAAAUCCACUUGAGCUGCCUAAUUUCUUAUUUCAAAAAUAUUACAGAGUAAAUAAACCAGCAUUUAUUUACCUGUUAGAGGAACUUACUGAGGAACUACAACCAGCAAAGAAGCAGUUUGCAGUUGCUCCAAUUGUGAAAUUGUGCGCUUGUUUGCGUUUCUUUGCUGAAGGAAAAUUGUUGACAAAAAUUAGUCAGCAUGGUUCGAUAGCGCUCGCUAUUCACCGUAACGGUUGUUCCGUCAUUUCAAAAGAAAUAACGACCGAUGAUGCCGCCAGCGUGUAA
Molecule: messenger RNA, 393 nt
Organism: Teleopsis dalmanni
Lineage: Eukaryota; Metazoa; Arthropoda; Insecta; Diptera; Diopsidae
Exons: 3
Coding region: 7-393 (128 amino acids)
Source: RefSeq, a predicted model, not a curated record